CAAAGCUUCAAUUUUGAAAUUCUGACAGGAAGUAGUUUGUGUUUUUGUAUUGUCGUCGCAGAUUUGACGUCCUCCGCAGUCAAUAAAGCGCAGCUAGCAACUAAACUGUCUCGCAUCGACCCCGCAUAGAGAGCGGACUCUGCGGGGCUGCGGAGCCGCCGUGAACAUGUCCAGACACGGUCGGUACGGAGGAGAAACAAAGGUGUAUGUGGGGAACCUGGGGAUGGGGGCGGGGAAAGGUGAGCUGGAGCGGGCCUUUGGGUACUACGGGCCCCUCAGGACCGUCUGGAUCGCCAGGAACCCUCCGGGCUUCGCCUUUGUGGAGUUUGAAGACCCUCGAGACGCUGACGAUGCUGUGCGAGGGUUAGACGGAAAGGUGGUUUGUGGGAGUCGGGUCCGGGUCGAACUCUCCACCGGGACACCUCGUCGCUCUCGGUACGACCGACCUUUGACACGUCGACCAUUUGACCCCAACGAUAAGUGUUAUGAGUGUGGAGAGAAAGGUCACUAUGCCUACGACUGUCACCGCUACAGCCGCCGGAGGAGCAGGUCCAGGUCUCGCUUCACGUCCCGUGGGAGGCGUUACUCCCGCAGCAGGAGCCGAGGGAGGAGGUCCAGGUCUUUCUGUCCUCGUCGCUCCCACUCAGUCUCUCCCAGAAGAUCCGGAUCUGCCACACCUAGGAGGUCCAGGACCAGAUCAAGGACCCGGUGCAGGUCCAAGUCCAGGUCCAGGUCGGGUUCUCGAGGCCGGAGCAGGUCUGGAUCCAUGGGUCAGUCUUGCUCUGGAUCUCCAGCUAGAACUUGCUCGACCUCAGGGAGUCCUGCUGCAGACUGAUGAUCAGCUGAAUGUUUUUCUGUUUUUCUGUCUGUGAAUUGAUUUGAUUGUUAUGAGUUUUUCUAUGAGCAGACUGUGGUCUACCUUCAGAUUAUUGAAUAUUGAUGAUUGAUUAUUGUUGUUCUAGUCUGCCUGAGAACCUGUAGAGUUUAUGAUAUGAGGAGCUGAGUGUAUGUGUCAAUGAUCAUCUGAAAACAAUAAAG
This is a messenger RNA of Seriola dumerili (greater amberjack), 1038 nucleotides long. RefSeq names its product serine and arginine rich splicing factor 7 (gene srsf7). The transcript is spliced from 8 exons. Gene Ontology annotation, biological process: mRNA splicing, via spliceosome. Bases 167 to 835 code for a protein of 222 amino acids. The record is from RefSeq and is a predicted model, not a curated record. Gene Ontology annotation, cellular component: nuclear speck. Gene Ontology annotation, molecular function: RNA binding; zinc ion binding. Lineage: Eukaryota; Metazoa; Chordata; Actinopteri; Carangiformes; Carangidae.